Rosa rugosa (rugosa rose) is the source of this 1284-nucleotide messenger RNA. RefSeq names its product E3 ubiquitin-protein ligase AIRP2-like. The record is from RefSeq and is a predicted model, not a curated record. Gene Ontology annotation, biological process: protein ubiquitination. NCBI's taxonomy places the organism in Eukaryota, Viridiplantae, Streptophyta, Magnoliopsida, Rosales, Rosaceae. The transcript is spliced from 5 exons. Gene Ontology annotation, molecular function: ubiquitin protein ligase activity. The coding region runs from base 298 to 1095 and encodes 265 amino acids.
ACGUAUUUUUAUUUGGGACCAUAAAAAGCAGGCAACACCGAAAACAGUCAAUCUCAGCCGCCUAUAUGUCACAGAGGUUAAAGAUGGAUAAAAAGCAGAGAGCCUAGGGAAACAAAGCCUUUCUGUUUGUCUUGUCUUUGGUGCUGGGUAUUAAGCUCUCCCUGAACACAGACCAAAACAGCCAGAAAGAUUAAAGCUUUGUUGGUUUUGGGUUGUGGGUUUCACCCAGAAAGAUUAAAGCUUUUUAGAACAUAGAGACGAGUUGUUGCUUUCUCUCUGCUCUUGGUUCUCUGUGUGAUGGAGAUGAUAUAUUACCAGUCUUCUUACCAGGAGUCUUUGAAUGUUAUAGAGGCUGAUGUACAGCAUGCCAAUUCUCUAGCUGCUGCAAUUCCAAGAGCCAAGGGUGGUGUUCGUUUUGAAAUGAAAUUGGUUUACAAUCAUUGGGCUCCCCUCUUCCUGCUCUUGUUACAGUGGAUUGAUUCCUCUUGCACUUGUCUACUUCCAAGAUAUCUAAAUUUCUUCCAUAUACUUGUCUACAAGGUAUACACAGAUGGCAGGCCGAACAUUUCAACCCAUGGAAGGAAGGCAACUAUAAGGGAUUUCUAUUCUGUUAUCUUACCGUCUCUUCAGCGGCUUCAUGGGGAUUUUGGGGAAUUAGAUGAUGCUGAGGAAGAGCAUCCUAGCAUGAAAAUUUCUGGAAAGAAGAUAACUAAAGGAGAUAGUAGUCUUGGCAGUGCAAAGAUAGCUAAAGGAGAUAGCAGUCUUGGCAAUGCUGAGUUGGAGAGAGAAGAGGAGUGUGGGAUUUGCUUAGAGCCGUGCACCAAAAUGGUCUUGCCUAACUGCUGUCAUGAAAUGUGCAUCAAAUGUUACCGAAAUUGGAACAGAAAGUCGGAGGCCUGUCCUUUCUGUCGUGGUAAUAUAAAGAGAGUAAAUUCAGAAGACUUAUGGGUGCUCACUUGUAAUGAUGACGUUGUUGACACUGAAACGGUUUCAAGGGAGGACUUGUUGCGAUUCUAUCUCUACAUCAACAGCCUGCCAAAAGACUAUCCAGAUGCUCUUUUCUUGGUGUAUUAUGAGUACUCUAAUUUGAUUUGAAAAAGAAGAACAAAUUAAGAGCAGGCGAUGUACAGAAAGAAAAGAGGCUCCUGUCAAAUGUAAAUAGAAUCUGGUAAGGAACUUUUAUUUGAUUCUUACCCAGAAUAACAGUUCUAUGUUAUCCUUAUUUAAGUUUAGAAGUCAAGUGUAAGAUUGCUUCUUUAGUAAUAUCAAAAUUCUCAUUUCAGA